CAAGGCGGUAGCGGCGGCGGCAGCAGCGGUGGCGACAUGAGCAGCGGGGCGGCGUCCGGGACAGGGCGGGGGCGGCCCCGGGGCGGGGGGCCGGGGCCCGGGGACCCCCCACCCAGCGAGACACACAAGCUGGUGGUCGUGGGCGGCGGCGGCGUGGGCAAGAGCGCGCUGACCAUCCAGUUCAUCCAGUCCUACUUUGUGUCUGACUAUGACCCAACCAUCGAAGACUCUUAUACGAAGAUCUGCGCUGUGGAUGGUGUUCCAGCCCGGCUGGACAUCCUGGACACAGCAGGCCAGGAGGAGUUCGGUGCCAUGAGGGAGCAAUACAUGCGCGCUGGACACGGCUUCCUGCUGGUGUUUGCCAUUAACGAUCGGCAGAGUUUCAACGAGGUGGGCAAGCUUUUCACACAGAUCCUCCGUGUCAAGGACCGAGACGAUUUCCCCAUCGUGUUGGUUGGGAACAAGGCAGAUCUGGAGACACAGCGCCAGGUCCCCCGAUCUGAAGCCUCUGCCUUUGGUGCCUCCCACCACGUGGCCUACUUCGAGGCCUCGGCCAAGCUGCGCCUCAAUGUGGACGAAGCCUUCGAGCAGCUGGUGCGGGCUGUCCGGAAGUACCAGGAACAAGAGCUCCCCCCCAGCCCACCCAGUGCCCCCAGGAAGAAAGAUGGAGGCUGUCCCUGCGUCCUUCUGUAGCCCCAGGGGUGUGAGAGGAGCGACCAGCACUCGGGACCAGCUGCCUUCACCGAGCCUGUUUCCCCAUCUGGGUUUCCCAGGAUACACUACACCCUCACCCGGAAUUCCUGGCCUCCUCCGGGACAUCGCCACUGUGUGCCUUCUGCCAAUGCCUCCCUUCCCCACCCAAGCCCCUUGUUGGGGUGAGGGGCUCCCGGGCAUCCGGGUCACUGCUGUAUAUAACUCCCCUCUCCACCCCCAGGGAAAUAAACUUCACUGCCAAUGU
Lontra canadensis (Northern American river otter) is the source of this 958-nucleotide messenger RNA. It is a transcript of the gene RRAS, whose product is annotated as RAS related. Gene Ontology annotation, molecular function: GTPase activity; GDP binding; GTP binding. The transcript is spliced from 6 exons. The record is from RefSeq and is a predicted model, not a curated record. Gene Ontology annotation, cellular component: plasma membrane. NCBI's taxonomy places the organism in Eukaryota, Metazoa, Chordata, Mammalia, Carnivora, Mustelidae. Gene Ontology annotation, biological process: signal transduction. The coding region runs from base 37 to 693 and encodes 218 amino acids.